ACUAGCAGAUCAACAAUAGUUGAGUUAAUGAGAGACUUGAGUCAAGUUCGAAGACAUCACCUUGAACUAAGAGCAUGGCUUAGUUGACUAACACAAUUGAGUGCAUGAUGAAUGCAAAAGGAACAAAAAGUCUGAGUAUGUUGUAUGUUCACAAUGCCGGAGCUGUGGAACUAUAUCACGGUUCCUACGAGAGACAUUUAGACAAGCCAAUUUUCUGAAAGGACCAUUUCUAAUGUGUACUGUUUGUGCUUUAAAAAAAAAAAAAAUCCUGGGACUUAUUAUUAUUUGGGCUUGGCAGAUCAGUAUAUAGUUCUAUUUUAUUAGUAGUGAGUUUGCUUGAAGUUUCAGUUGUCCCGGAGGAGGUCAUUUUGAUCGGAUUUUUCUUCCUUAAAUAUGAUCAUUGCUGUGUCUUUUGGAUGUGUCUUUGGCCUGCUUGAUCAAACACAACUUUCUUGUCAUUAUCAGACUAAUUCAUUAUCGGGCCGCUUUCAACAAGGAGGAAACGGUUAAUGAUGUAGGCACUGCAUAAUUUCAAUCUGUAAAUAUUUAAAUAGAAAACAUAUUAGCCGUGCUAGCUGUAGUUUUAAAUUCAGUCUUAAAUCUCAUUUCUGGUAUGAGGCUAGAAUGAAGUGAAGUGUUACCUGAGGAAACAGCGUUAAUGAAUGGAUGUUGUGCGUUACAAUGGCACGUGUAGGCCGUUAUCAACAUGUUCAUCUUUGGUGAUCGCUGGAUGUCACAUGCUAUUGAGUAGCACUGUCGAGCACUGAUUGACUUAGUGGAAGGUACGAAGGUCAACCUCUAGAGGAAUCCCCCACCCCACCCCCCGGUCCUCAUCUUUAACCUUUCGCUCGUCCCUUCUCUUCACUCUCACUUACUUCCCUUCCUUCCGAGCGCUCAUGGCCUCAGCUUCGUGUUCCAGCCCUCCGGACGGAGGCUGGGGCUGGGUGGUGGUGUUCGGUGCCUUCAUCUCCAUCGGCUUCUCUUACGCUUUUCCCAAAGCCCUCACCAUGUACUUCAAGGAGAUCCAGCGCCACUUCGGCGUGUCCUACAGCCAGAUCGCCUGGGUUUCCUCCAUCAUGCUGGCCGUUAUGUAUGCAGGAGGUCCAGUGAGCAGUGUGUUGGUGAACCGCUAUGGCAGCAGGCCUGUGGUUAUCACAGGAGGCCUCAUGUGCAGUAUCUCCAUGGUGGCGGCUUCAUUCAGCACCACCAUCACACACCUGUACUUAUGUAUCGGGAUUGUCGGAGGUCUUGGACUUUCUUUCAACCUCCAGCCGUCCCUGACUAUAAUUGGGAAGUACUUCCAGGUCAGGAGGCCCAUCGCCAAUGGCCUAGCCAUGGCAGGAAGUCCAGUUUUCCUCUGCACCCUGGCACCGCUGAACCAGUUCCUGUUCGAGUGUUUUGGUUGGAGGGGAAGCUUCUCUAUCCUCGGGGCCAUGCUGCUGAACUGCUGUGUGGCGGGAUCACUAAUGAGACCUCUGAAUGACGUAGGUGGCCCUCAUAGACCUGAGACUAAUGGAGCCGUGAAGCCAAAACGUCGUGAAAAUGGAACCCAGGUGCAAACCAAAGCAAAGAGGAGCUGCUUGGAUAGUGUCAGCUGUUUCAUGGACCUGUCUCUGUUCCGGCACCGUGGUUUUAUCAUCUACCUAAUAGGAAACAUGCUAAUGUUCUUUGCCUUUUUUGCCCCAAUGAUCUUCUUGGCACCGUAUGCCAAGCACCGUGGCAUGGACGAGUACUCGGCUGCCAGCUUGCUCUCUGCACUGGCGCUCGUGGACAUGUUUGCCCGGCCAGGCACAGGUCUGCUCGCCAACACCGCCCGCGUUAGGCCCAGGAUCCAGUACCUCUUCAGCUUCGCCAUUACCUACAAUGGUGUGUGCCACCUGCUGUGCCCUCUGGCUUCCGGUUACUGGGGGUUGGUGGUCUAUGCAGUGUGUUAUGGAGUGGUGUACGGCAUGGUGUGUGCCCUGCUCUUCGAGUGCCUCAUGGAUGUAGUAGGACCAAGCAGGUUCUCCAGCGCCGUGGGACUCGUCACGAUCUUCGAGUGCUGCCCGGUUCUGCUUGGACCACCCAUUGCAGGUGCACUUGUGGACAUGUUCGGCGACUACAGCUACAUGUUCUACAUGUGUGGUGCUGUGAUGGUCACCGCUGGCCUUUUCCUCUUCGUAUUGAACUACUACAAUUACAGACGCAAGGAUUUGACGCAGCAUGCUCAGGAGAACGGGACUGAGCUGGUCGAGAGGAACGCGCAGAACGGACGAAGCCAGGGGAUGGAUUCUGGGACACGUGGGGUCAGUUCAGAGACUGAAGACAUGCCAGUAUAACGAAGGAUUUAAUGAAGGGUGGCAUGGUAUGAUACAUACAUGGUAUGAAAACCAUGUAGCCCCAUAUGGCAGGUUUGGGUGUUACAAUUAAACGUCACGUAUCAGUGCAAAGUAUUUACAUUAUUUGCGUUGUGAAACCGGACUAUUUUAAACAAGGACUUCUUUGGAGGAUCUCUUAGCCUCAAGAAAAAAAAAAAGGAGUUUAAAAAUAUAUCCAAUGUACAUGUGUUAAGCAUUUGUGUAAUGGCCUGAAUGUCAGUCAGGUAUUAUUUUAUUAAAUUAUAAUGGUACAUUUUACAAUCAAGAAUACUGUCGUUUCUGUACAGUAACGUGGACGACUAUAGGACUAACCCAUACAUUAACACAACAUGCAGAUACACAUUUUUUCUUAACUCUAAUCAGGCAGAAUUUCAUCUGGUUGGGUGUCGGAUACACUGGUGUGACUUAUGAUCGAUGAUCUAGCAAAUACAACGCACUAAAUGGGAAGUACACAGUAAAAAUAAAACACUCGAAUCGGGUAUUCCAUUCAACUGUAGUUUCAGGAUUUUACAUUUUGCUAAAUGUAAAGUUUACAAUAAGUUGCCAAUAGGUAUGUUUACAUGCAAC
Molecule: messenger RNA, 2924 nt
Organism: Ictalurus furcatus (blue catfish)
Lineage: Eukaryota; Metazoa; Chordata; Actinopteri; Siluriformes; Ictaluridae
Product: monocarboxylate transporter 2-like
Exons: 5
Coding region: 897-2318 (473 amino acids)
Biological process (GO): transmembrane transport; monocarboxylic acid transport
Cellular component (GO): membrane
Molecular function (GO): monocarboxylic acid transmembrane transporter activity
Source: RefSeq, a predicted model, not a curated record